Esox lucius (northern pike) is the source of this 5898-nucleotide messenger RNA. It is a transcript of the gene ccdc186, whose product is annotated as coiled-coil domain-containing protein 186. Gene Ontology annotation, biological process: vesicle cytoskeletal trafficking. Bases 199 to 3174 code for a protein of 991 amino acids. Gene Ontology annotation, molecular function: small GTPase binding. The transcript has 17 exons. The record is from RefSeq and is a predicted model, not a curated record. NCBI's taxonomy places the organism in Eukaryota, Metazoa, Chordata, Actinopteri, Esociformes, Esocidae. Gene Ontology annotation, cellular component: trans-Golgi network.
ACGGGCCAAAGACCGGUGCACCACCGCUCCGCUUAAUAGAACUCCCUUACUGUCAUCUCAGCCGCGUCUUGUUGGGCUAGUUAACCAGCUGAGCUGAAUCAGCUGUCAAGGGAAGUGUGGACUUUCCGGUUGCUAGCAGCUAACAUCUGAACUUUACAGAAUGGAUUCAUCAACUAAGGUGUGGAGCUGAGAACCACUAUGGAGCAGUCUGACCCAGGUUCUGCCUCAGACCUACCUCAAGGUUUAGAGGUCAACUCCUUGCCAGAAGGUUUAUCAGGAGUUAACGGGAGUGACCCAAUGAUGAUUGAGGAAAACAAUAUAUGUGCAGAAAGGGGGAAUGGUGUUGAACAGGAUAUUCUUGAGGUUGAUGGGUUGCAACACAAGAAGAAAAGGAAAAAAAAGAAGAAGAAAUGCCAGCAAGAUGGUGGCGAGGAGUCUGUCAGUGUGGACAUUAUCUGUGACAGUGAUUCCACCUCUACAGAAGACUCUAAAACUCCUGCUUUUAUAGAUGGAACGAUUGAAAGGUUGUCAUUAGUGUGGGAUAAAGCAGUGGGGUCUGAUGGAGUGGGUGACUCCUCACCAUCUAUUCCAGACAGAGUUGCAGAAUCUCCACCUGCUGUUGUCAGUGGAGAAACUGAGAAUCCCCCUUCUGCCUUAGAAUGCUCCUUAGAACCCUUCCCUCCAAAGGAAAACACCACCCUAGAUGCGGUGGUGGCCAGUGGCCCUGCUUCACCUUCCAUACCCAGCUCUGAUAUUGCAGACUCAGGAGUUUCCAGUCCUCAAACGAUGGUCCCCGCAAAAUCCAACUGUUCUUCCAGCCCUUACGACACCGAUUGCAGCCGCAAGCUCAUGUCUCAGAUCCAGCGCUCGGUCUCCCAGGAGUCCCUACUGGACGAGCUGGAACAGGAGUUACUCUCUUGCCAACUGCCCGAGAGGGGGAGAAGUGGGCAAAAGGGUGGAGGCCCUGUAAAUGGAAUGCUGGCUGACCAGGAUGGCUCCACAAUGGUCUUUGAAAAGUGUGUCCAGUACAAGUAUGACCAGCAGGAAAAGGCUAUUAAAAGGCUAUUGGAUGACAAUAAGAAGCACCAGGAGCUGAUCUUGGGUAUCUGCUCAGAGAAGGACACCAUGAGGGAAGAAUUGAAAAGGAGGGUGGAGAUUGAGAAACAGCACAUGGGCACAAUUAAGAAGUUGGAGGGCCGAUUGGAGGAGCUGCUGAAGGAGCUUAAGGAGUCCAAGGACAAACUGGUUAACCAGGAUGGGGCAGCUAAGAAUGCCCUGCAGCAGAUGCAGAGAGAGAUGGCCUAUCGGGUCGAGCAGGCAGGGAAGAAGUGUGAAGAGGCGCGUCAGGAGAAGGAGGCCAUGGUGAUGAAGUAUGUGCGGGGGGAGAAGGAGGCUUUGGACCUGCGCAGGGACAAGGAAGGUCUAGAGAAAAGGCUAAGGGAAGCCACCAAGGAGGUGGACCGCCAGGCCCUCAGGGGAAACCAGCUCGCCCAGGAGAAAGGCCGGCUGCAGCAGCUCUAUGAUGCCAAGGAUGGAGAGGUGAGCAGGCUGAGUCGGGAGUUGGAGAAGGUCAAAGAGGAGGUCAACUCUCACCUCAUCAAGGUCAAAUGGGCGCAGAACAAACUGAAGAGUGAGACUGAUGCCCAUAAGGAGACUAAAGACAAACUACGAGAUACCACCGCCAAACUGACCCAGGCUAAGGAGGAGACUGAGCAAAUCCGCAAGAAUUGCCAAGAUAUGAUCCGCACAUAUCAGGAAUCAGAGGAAAUCAAGUCAAAUGAGUUGGACGCCAAGCUACGCGAGACCAAAGGGGAAUUAGAGAAGAAAAAACAGGAACAGACAGACCAGCUGGAGAUGCAUCGAGCAAAGGCCAAGGAGCUAGAAGACCUGAAGAGGACAUUCAAGGAGGGGCUGGAUGAACUUACCACCCUGCGCACAAAGGUGAAGUGCCUGGAGGAUGAGAGGCCUCGUUGGGAGGAUGAGCUCUCAAAGUACAGAGAGAUCAUUAACAGGCAAAAAACUGAGAUUGCUAGACAGAGAGAUAAGUUGGGAGAGAUCCAAGCCCUGGAACAACAGCACCAACGGGAUGAACAAGAGAUGGCCAGUUUACGAGAGGAGGUGGAGAGCGUCAACAUCCAGAUUGGCGAGCUCCAGCGGGAUGUGCAAGGCAGCCGGGAGAGGGAGGCCGAGCUCCUUGGCUUCACAGAAAAGCUGAGCAGCAAGAAUGCCCAGUUGCAAUCAGAGAGCAACAGCCUUCAGGCGCAGUUGGACCGACUGAGCACCAACUCCAUGGAGCUGCAGGGACGACUGGAUGAGACACAGACGGCACUGGCAGACCAGACUCACCGUCUCCAGAAGGAGGAGGCCCUGCGACAGGAUGACGUCCAGGCCCUGCAGGCAGAGAGGGCCACACUCCAGUGUGAGAUGUCUCAGCUGAAGACCCGCGUGGAGGAGCUGAGGGACGAGCUGCAGACCCAGAAGAGAAAACAGGCGGCCAACAUCAAGGACCUGACGAAGCAGCUAACGCAAGCCCGCAAAAGGCUAGAGCAGGUGGAGAAUGGUGGCUGUGACCGGGAUGUCAGCAGCAUGGGAAGCCGUUCCAGCUCCUCAGGGCCAGGGAAACUAGAACAAAGCAUGGAUUCCUGUCAAACAUUGUUCUUAGAAGGCAUACAGGGCUCCCUUAAUGCAAGGCAUGGUAGCGGCGUCGAGGAGCGCUCCCCGGAGAGCCAAUCGGGCCCCACAGUGGUGAUGGUGGACAGCUACCCCGAGGUGGACAAGGCUGUGCUGGUGGAGCGCAUUGUACGCCUGCAGAAGGCCCACGCCCGCAAGCAGGAGAAGAUUGAGUUCAUGGAGGACCACAUCAAGCAGCUGGUGGAGGAGAUCCGUAAAAAGACAAAGAUCAUCCAGAGCUAUGUGCUGAGAGAAGAGUCAGGCGCCCUCUCUUCAGAAGCCUCAGACUUUAACAAAGCCCAACUGGGCAGGCGGGGUGGCAUCAUGGCAUCUCUGUACACCUCCCACCCGGCUGACAGUGGCCUGACCCUUGACCUCUCCCUGGAGAUCAACAGAAAACUGCAGGCCGUGCUGGAGGACACGCUGCUCAAGAACAUAACGCUCAAGGAGAAUCUUCAGACAUUAGGGGCAGAGAUUGAGAGACUUAUCAAACAGCAACGAUAGCUGGAGGACAUUGCUUGGAGCUAGUGACAAUUGAAAGACAACAGUGUAAGAAAGAAUUGGAGGACCAAGUGAAGAAGGAAUGACAAAAACAACUAUGUAUUUUACUGAGACAUGUGCAUGCGCACACAGUGUCAAGGGGCAAGUGGAAUGUUUAACGCCUGUUCUCAUGCUGAAGACCCCUUUGUUUUAACAUUUUCUCUAUAAUGGGAUGAGUUCACAAGUCCUCUGACCAAUGAAUUAUCGUGCUCUUGUACCCAACACACUGCCCUUGGUAAAUUAGGGUUUUGCCUUGCUUUUUAUGGAGCAUUAGAGAGGAAAAACAAUCCUGUGAAAUGUCGAUUCUUGAAGUCCACAAGAAAACAAAGUCUCAGAACUAUGUGAACUUGAAUACAGAGUUCUGCAUUUGUCUGUGGAAAGUUAUAGUGGUACCUUAACCUUUCCCUACAGUAAACCUCCAUCAAUACCACCACUGCAUAAUAUAAUCUUCUUUCCUUUAGUUAUGAAUGAUUUAUAAAGUACACAUCAGACAACUGCUAAUUAGGAUUGUUGUACAUGCCCAGUUCUUAUUUCUCCCCCCAAAUUCUUUUUUGGGCAAUCUGCUGAAUGUGCAUUUGGAAUUUAUUUUGUGACCUGUAAUGCAUACAGUAGUACUCACUGUGAACCCAAAACUAGUGAAUACUACUGCUGUCAAAGUGCAACUUUUUAGAAGCUUGCCCACCAGGUACCUAAUUUUGACUUAUUCUCUGUAGAAAGCACUUUGUGCAGAUUUAAUGAAAUCACUCAUAUCUCAUGGCCAUGCAUAUCUCUGUUUUUGAUUUAUGACACAGUAUCUGGGGCCGGUCAGGUUUCACCUGUCUUGAUUUCAGACACCAAUGUCAUAGACUACUCUUGCCCAAAAUUGUCCUACUAUGAAGUAUGUACAUUUAAAAAAAAUUGUUUAGCUGGAAAAUGUAGGGACUGGUCCUUAGUCUGUAAUUUGAUGUGAUUAAUUUAUUUGUGUCAGCUCCAACAUUUCUAUUCAUUUAAAUAAUGUUAUUUUAAUGUUUUCUUUAGGGUUUCUCGUGUUUAAAAUCAAGCCCACUGCUCUCUCCUUUCUGUUUUUAUUUUUGUCAGUUUACCAUUCUUUUCUAUUCUGUUUGUUUUCCAUCCUUCCUCACACACUCCCUUGUUUUUACUUUCAUGCAUUCUUGUUUUGUUUUUUUUGCAGCCAAAGCAUUGUAGCUCAUUGAAAUGUACUCCCGAAGGCCGAGCCAGUUGGAAGGAGUCUGUGUAAAUAUUGUGGGCAAAAGUGCAAUUAUUUGUCUUCGUCCCCUUCCCCUUAUUGUAGAAUGCAUGUCUUCGGUGCGGUGUGUGAGAUGACUAAGUGUGCUUUUCAACUUUUACAAUGAUGCUUACCUGGCUGGGUUGUAGUUGUAUGACCUGUUAAACAAUACUAGAGGUUCUUCACUCAGAGUUGUUAGCAUGCACCUGAGGUACACUGGCUUCCAGCCAUUCAGUUUGUCCUGGAUGUGAUAAAGAUUUAAUUAUUCCUCAGACACAGCUCUCUACUUGACACACACAAGCAUGAUGUACAUUGAGUGUAUUGAUGAAGGACUAACUCUUCCUGUAUGUGUAUUUGUUGCCUGUGUAAGUAUUUUGACUGAAGUAUAAAGAUGGCCCCUUUGUUUCUUCUAACAUUGCUUAGCUGAGAUCUCCCCUAAACAAGCCCUCUUGGCCACCACUGUUAAACAAUAACAGGAUUGAUUUUUUCUGAUUAAAUAAAUAGAUUGUUGCAGCUUGUUGGUUUAACAGCAAGUCCCACCCUUAAAGUACUAUUGAAGGCUUAAGUGCCCAAAAGUCAGAUUUAGCAUAAGUAGCGCUAUUAAGGACUUUUUAAGUGGACAAGAAUGAUGGUUAAAGGUGUAUUCUUGGAUUUUUGGCCAUGAGUUGUAGAAAUGGUGCCUUCGCAGAAACUGGUCCCUGUAAAUUGUGUACAAUGUCAUGCAAAUCUUUAUGUUCCCAAUGUCAUCAAAACCUCUCCCUUUCUUGCAAUGUUAUGGCUAACUGAAGUUUGAUAUUGAUUCUACUUAGAUUAUGCUCAUAUGAAAUGUACUUAUAAGCAAACAUUUCUUAUUUGCAGGAUUUAGUAAAUUGUCACUUGUCAACCUUGAAUUUGACACAGGCAAUUUGAUUAGUCCUUAAGACUUUCAUUGUGAAAUAACGUACUAGAUUGCUUAGUAAGACAGUGUGGAUAAUGUGACACUUAUGGUAAAAAAGAAAAUGUGUUCUCUAUCGUUGACAGCAAAGCAUUACAAUCAUAACUCAUCUCAAUGCAUUCUGUAUCCACCAGAUUUGUUUGUAUCGAUACUUGAAAUGGGCUGGAAAAUGCUAUUUCAAAUGUGAAAAUGUACAACACUCCCCCAUGUGUGGCCCAAACUACAUUAUCACAACAUUAGAGCAAUGUUUGAAACAAUAGGGACCAUUCCACCAAGAGAUUGGGACUGAUCUGCAAUCACACUAAAAUUAAUAAUAUGAAGGGAUGUGUUCUGAGUGUAAAACUGACUAAAGUGAGAUGUAUUUUCUGUUGAUUGUCUUGGUGUGCUGUUUGAUUGAAUAUUCAUACUGUGAUUAUUAUAAAUUUGUAGAUAUAAUCUGUAAAAUUGUCAAUUGUUUUUAAGGUAAUGAUUCUGGAUUUCAUUCUGUAUAUAUGGUGGGAAUAAAAGAGAGAAUUCUCUUUUUCUCUUC